Varanus komodoensis (Komodo dragon) is the source of this 5046-nucleotide messenger RNA. It is a transcript of the gene IFT57, whose product is annotated as intraflagellar transport 57. NCBI's taxonomy places the organism in Eukaryota, Metazoa, Chordata, Lepidosauria, Squamata, Varanidae. Gene Ontology annotation, cellular component: Golgi apparatus; cilium; centrosome. Gene Ontology annotation, biological process: intraciliary transport; non-motile cilium assembly. The coding region runs from base 98 to 1339 and encodes 413 amino acids. The record is from RefSeq and is a predicted model, not a curated record. The transcript is spliced from 11 exons.
CUUGUUUCCCCGGUUACCUCCGGCAGCGGCCAGCCGGGCCCCUGUGUGUUGUUGUGCUGGCAACUCGGAAGCGGAGGGAGGCUGCUGGGCUCGAGGAAUGGUGAUGGCGGCCGCCGAGGAAGGGGAUGCGGCGGCGGAGCGGGGCCCGGGCGCGGCUUAUCACAUGUUCGUCAUGAUGGAGGAUUUGCUGGAGAAGCUGAAGUUGCUCAACUACGAGGAGGAGGCGGCGCUGCGGAGCCACAACAUGAGGCCGCCUUCCAGGCACUACUUUGCAUUGCCUAUUAACCCUGGUGAGCAGUUUUAUAUGUUCUGCACCCUUGCCGCCUGGCUGAUUAAUAAAGCAGGACAUCCUUUUGAACAACCACAAGAAUAUGACGAUCCAAAUGCAACAAUAUCCAGCAUACUUUCAGAGCUGCGUUCAUUUGGAAGAUCUGUGGAUUUUCCUCCCUCAAAGUUAAAGGCGGGUUAUGGAGAACAAGCAUGCUAUGUUCUUGACUGUUUAGCAGAAGAAGCCUUGAAAUACACGUCCUUUGCCUGGAAAAGGCCCAUGUAUCCAACAGAGGAGGUAGAAGAAGAAGCAAUAACAGAAGAUGAUGCUGAACUGACUCUUAAUAAAGUGGAAGAAAUAUUUGCGGAAGAAGAGACAGACAAUGAGGAAAACUACAUUGAUCUGAAUGUCUUAAAGGCACAAACUUACAAAUCAGACAUGAUUGAAUCAAAGCAAGAAGAGAUUUUAGAAUCUACAGUAGAUGCGGCUGAAUGGAACCUUGAAGUGGAACGAGUUCUUCCCCAGUUGAAAGUUACAAUCAGAACUGAUAACAAGGAUUGGCGAAUUCAUGUAGAUCAAAUGCAUCAGCACCAAGAUGGAAUUGAAUCUGCUUUAAAAGAUACCAGGGGAUAUCUCGACAAACUCCAUAAUGAAAUCAGCAAAACUCUGGAAAAGGUUAGCAGUCGAGAAAAGUACAUCAACAACCAACUGGAGCAUUUGGUUCAAGAGUAUCGUUCUGCACAGGCACUUCUGAGUGAGGCCAAAGAGAAAUACAAGCAAGGAAGUGGAGGUGUGACAGAGAGGACUAGAAUUUUGUCAGAGAUUACUGAAGAAUUAGAGAAGGUAAAGCAAGAAAUGGAAGAAAAGGGAAGCAGUAUGACUGAUGGAGCUCCUUUAGUAAAGAUUAAACAAGCUUUAACCAAACUGAAGCAAGAAACCAUUCAGAUGGACAUACGAAUUGGCGUAGUGGAACACACGUUACUUCAGUCAAAGCUGAAAGAAAAAUCAAAUAUGACUAGAGAUAUGCAUGCUACUAUAAUUCCAGAUUCUUCCAUCGUUGGUACCUAUUAAAUUUGCUGGAUGCAGUUAUUUUCUACACAAAUCAAAUUUUGUAUUUAAUAUAUUUUUACAUUAUGUUUGUCGUGUUACAGAACUGUUAACUCUGCUUGUAUAAAUGCAGUAAUGUUACAUUUUCUGUCCAAUAUGAUUUAUUACAUACCUUUUUGUAAAAUAAAAAUGUACAUUAAUAAAAUAUAAUUAACCUUUCUGGUAUGUUAAAUGAAAGGUUUGGAAUGAAUGUGGAAGAAGACCAAAGGUUUGAUGCAAAGGCUUCUUGCUAGUUAGAUGUUUUUUGGCGCUGUGAAAUCCAGCAGAGCCUUGGGACUGCAUCCGGUGCUACAGUUGGCUCCAGUGUAGUCUGCUUUACGCAGACUACUGAACCGUCUUCAGUGCUAUGAGGCUAAUGUGCUUAUUAGGGCAAAGAGAUGUAACUGCUAUCGCAUACUUCAACAUUAGCCUUCUCUCUGUAUUCUUAAAUUAGUAGAUCAUUUGUCAAGGAUUGUAGAGAGUGUAGUUGAGUGUGGUCUGUUGCAUUGGAGUAGACCUAAAGGAGAACUGAGGAAUAUGUAGCUUGUUUCUUUUGAGUGUGCAGAAUUGGUGUGAUGGCCAGUGGAGGAGAUGAUUGGAUGACAAGGGUAUUUAAGCCAAUGGGACCUGAAGAGGAAGCUCUUUGGACACGAGAGGUUUGGGGGACAAAUGGUGACAUGUGGGAAGAUGCUAUCAAAAACUGAAGUUAAUCUUCAGUCCUGUGAAGAGAGAGGUUGAGCCAGCUUCUGAAUCAAGUUGGUGCUGGUGAAGGAAUUUGUGUUUGUAAGACAUGUCAGACUGGCACAUGCCAAUUAUGAAGGUUCUUUGCUUUAAGAGUAACACUGCUUGUAAUACUACGAUCUCCCCAACCAAAGUAUAAUUAGCUUAAGGGGAAGAUGGGAUCCAGACACAUUAUCUACCAGAUGGAAGGUUGCCCCUACAGCAGACCUGAGUUGAAUACUUGUCUUUAGAAUACAGGUCCAUUAUCAUCCAUUGCUGAAAACAGCUGCAAAUAUUUUUUUCCAGGUGAUAACAUUCAUUAUUGGUUACUUGCAAACCUAAAUUUUAUUAGUUCUUUAAAAACUAAAGUGGAAUGUAUCUAUGAAAACUGCCUACUAUUCAUAUUUUAGUGGAUAAGGCAGACAUUCUGCACUGAGAUCAAUACAAGCUGAGUGUUCUUCAUUACUGCAGAUGACAUUUUCCCUGGUUUAGCCUAAAGCUACUUUCCAGUCAAGACACAAAUAACCUACAUGCUUAACAAUGCUAUCCUGUCCGUGUCUACUCUGAGGUAAACCCCACUGAGACUUAAUUCCUGGAAGUAAGUAUUUCCUGUAUAAAAUGAAUAACACCCCCUAUUCAAAUUCAUCAUUGUUCACAGCCCAAUGCUAAGCAUAUGUACUUAAAAAUAAUUCCCAUUGAAUACAGUGGCACACCUAAGUUAGGAGCAUAUAUGAUUGUACAUCUGUCAUAAAUCCCACAGUGUCAGAAAAUAUCCCCCAAAGAAUUAUUCUAAUGGAUGGUUCUCUUUGUAAUAUCCUCAUUUCCUGAAGCUCACGAUGUCAGAGGAGUUACAAUGUGAAGUAGGAUGUUGCUAUGAUAUUCCCAGAGGUCUUGUCUUCUCCAGGUUGGCUGUGUUGGCCUAAAAGGGAAUAAAUUGGUUCCCUGAGACACAGGAGCUUAUGAUACUGAGUGCACACUUCUGAGCGACUUCUGGUCCAGCAGGCAGAUACUUAUGUAUAUGACUCUGUGCAAUACACUGGAUAGCCCCUACAAGUCUGCUGGUUUGCUACCUUCAUAGCUAUCUUUAAUAGCUAUCUUUCCACGGGAUUGGAAUUUUACUAGGAAGUGGGGAAGGGUCAAUUCUUGGAUUCUCCUGCCCUGUUGUUAAGCUUGCCUAGGUGCUUAAUUAGCCUGUCUGAUUAAUUUCUUUAUAACCUUAAAGCUUUGUCAUUGCUGUGCUUGUAGAUAUAUUCUCCCAUGCUACCAGCAAUUGCCCUGUCAGAAUAAUUCCUUGGAGCAAUGGGCAAGCUGGUAAGCAAGAGAGCCAUUGGGCUUGUUCCAGUUGCAUGCUCUUUUCUUCCCCCACCCAUAGGCCGAUUAUUAUGAACUGCACUGGAAGCAGGAUCCUGAUUAGUUUUCACUUGUUAAUAUUUUGCAUGGCUUUAUUAAUACAUGUUGAUGUAUUUAUAAGCACCCUUGGAAAGAUUUGGAUCUUGAAAGGCUUGAUAUAAAUAAUGACUUAAUAAGAAAUGGAAGGAAGGAAAUAGCUUUGGUGUAAUUGCAGAAAACAUUAAUGAUUUCACUAAUUUGGUUGACAUCCUUGCGACAUAAAAGUUUCAGAAUUGGUAAAGAAAAGUGAAGAUGUAGAUACUCAGAAAAAAGAAACCCCAGACUGACUUUCUCAGGCAAUGGAAACUUGUUCCUUGUGCAACAGAGAGGUGUGUUGCACUGUAAGGAAUGUCUGAACCACAUAGUUAUUAGUCAUUCAUAAUUUUAUUUCCUUAUUCCUAUGGGGUUUCCCCCAUGACUCAUUCUGCCUUUUUGCUUGUUGUAUACCAUGAGGCUUCUGGGAAAACUGACAUCACCCAACUGUUAUUGCUAUUCUUAGGUUCUUAGAGCUGGAGUGCUCCUUGAAAAAUGAUACAGACUAACUGAUGCAAAAAUGCAGCAAGCCUUUUGUUCAUGCCAGGCCUAAAAGAUAUGGUCCCCAAUAAAAGCAGUCCCGUGCUUGGGUCACAUCUCCCUCUCAGCCCAUCCUCCUGAAAAUUUUGCCUCUGGCCUGCAGUGCUGCAUUCUUUGGGGCAAUCCCCAGAAUAAGAGGUUGUCAAAUGAAGAUAUGAAGCUGCCUUAAAAUGGUUAAGAUCAUUGCUCAGUGAAGUUCAAAGUAGGUCAACAACAAGAAGUCUGAAUUCACAUGGUCAUAAUUAUGCUCAUUUAUUGCAUGGAAUGAUUUCCCAUUCAGUGACAGAUUGUGCUUUUGCUUGAUGAGGAGUCUCCUAUGUGAAGGUAUUUCUUACAAUAAAAUAAUUGUGUGGAACUGCAGGGCCUUUCUUCCUAUCCUUGCUAACUGUGUGAUUAAUGGCUGCGGGUUUUGAUUAUUGUAGCACUGACAUUCACUCUUCAGAACAGAGCCAAACGGUUGAUCUGAUGAAACACAGUUGGUGUUUCAGUCUUAGUGUUAGGCUGUGUGAGGCAGCCCACUUUAGGCAUCUGAUUUUGGAAACAAAGAGCAGCAAAUUCCCAGGUGUGUCUUACAUUUUCAUCCACGUGGGAGGUGCUAUUUUGAUUCUUCUGAUCCUGCUUCAAAAUGCCAUUGUGGAGCACAGUGGGGCCACACAUAAUAAUGUUAAUCUGUCAGUUUCAUGUGUGAUGCUUGGUAAACCAUUUACCCAUUUGUGCUUCAUUUUCCCAUUGCUUUGUAUUAAAAUGUCUGCGAAAUAAAGCACAUAAUAUGCUAAGUAAUUGAAUUAAUUUCAAGAAUUAAUUUUCAAACCUCCUCCUGCUGCCUACGUAAAUCCUCCCACCUUUAUUAUACACACUUGUUCAUCAUGUUCGCUCAUGAGCUCCAUUGUUGUAUGAGCUUAAUGUUGUUGCCGCACAUCUGCAUUGAAUGUGACUGUAUUUCACUGCCAAAAUGAGCAUUAUUAAUGAAGAGUUUUUGGAAUCAUUUGACAAUAAAGAGUUCCUUGUAA